Molecule: messenger RNA, 903 nt
Organism: Exophiala aquamarina CBS 119918
Lineage: Eukaryota; Fungi; Ascomycota; Eurotiomycetes; Chaetothyriales; Herpotrichiellaceae
Exons: 2
Coding region: 1-903 (300 amino acids)
Source: RefSeq, a predicted model, not a curated record
AUGGGUGACGCCAGUGCGUCCUUCAAAAUAUAUUCCCGGGCGGUGGAAAGAAAACCAUUGCCAGAAGAUCCAAAACUGCGUGCUGACAUCGAGCACGUGCUGGAACAUGGCUAUGUGAUAAUUCCCGACUGCUUCACAAAAGCUGAGGCGAAGGAGGCUAGAGAUGAGAUCGUUCGGCUUUUGGGUCACCAACCGCUAGGUGGAAGAAACAACUUUGAGGGGAUCAAUACAAACAGGAUAUACUCACUGCUCAACAAGAGUCGAGUGUUUGACAAGUUCACCAUCUUGCCACGAGUGUUGGCCCUCAAUGAUUACUUUCUUGAUCCUGGAUAUCUUCUCUCGGCACUCCACACCAUCUCCAUCAAUCCAGGCGAGAAGGCACAAGCUCUGCACCACGACGAUGGAUAUAUCCAAUUUCCGAGACCUAGAUUACCAUUUGGGUCGGCCAUCAUGGUGGCAUUUGACGAAUACACAUUGCAAAACGGUGCCACGCGGAUCAUUCCAGGUUCACACAACUGGGGUAGUGAUCGACGAGGCACGCCAGAAGAGACAAUACCAGCGCUAUGCCCGGAAGGCGGAGUGGUAUAUUUUAUUAGUACUUUGUGGCACGGUGGUGGUGCAAAUACAUCAGAUCGUCCACGACAGAGCGCAACAGUUCAAUAUUGCAAUCCUUAUAUCCGACCGAUCGAGAGUCAGAUCUUGGCUGUCGACCCACGGAAACUGGACCAGAUCGAUCCAAGAAUCGUGGAGAUGAUGGGAUAUAAGCACAUGGAGCCAUUUAUGGGGUAUGCCGAUGGGUUGGCGCCUCGACGGGCUGCAAGAAGGAUGGUGCGAUGGCUGCAGCACGAGGUGGACGAGAACCCUCCAACAUUCGCCCAUGAGGCACGAGAGGCUAAAAUGUAA